UAUAUGUUGUUUAUUUACAGGGAAAGGUCUAUUUAUUUGACAAAGUCUUCAAACCGAACGCUUCUCAAGAAAAAGUAUACAAUGAAGCAGCCAAAUCUAUUGUCUUGGAUGUACUUUGUGGGUACAAUGGGACAAUAUUCGCGUACGGCCAGACAUCGUCUGGUAAAACACAUACGAUGGAAGGAGUUAUCGGUGAUCAGAUGAAACAAGGUAUUAUCCCUCGGAUCGUCAACGAUAUCUUCAACCACAUCUACGCAAUGGAGGAAAACCUCGAGUUCCACAUUAAAGUUUCCUAUUUUGAAAUCUACAUGGACAAAAUCAGAGAUUUAUUAGACGUGUCUAAAGUCAAUCUGAGUGUCCAUGAAGAUAAAAAUAGGGUUCCGUUUGUAAAAGGUGCUACUGAAAGAUUUGUUUCAAGCCCUGAUGAAGUCUUUGAAGUUAUUGAAGAAGGCAAAGCAAAUAGGCACAUUGCCGUAACAAAUAUGAAUGAACACAGUUCUAGAAGUCAUAGUGUAUUCUUAAUCAAUGUAAAACAAGAAAAUUUAGAAAAUGAGAAAAAGCUUUCAGGCAAACUUUACCUUGUAGAUUUAGCUGGUAGCGAAAAAGUAUCUAAAACCGGUGCAGAAGGAACUGUACUGGAUGAAGCAAAAAAUAUAAAUAAAUCGCUCUCUGCGCUCGGAAACGUCAUUUCAGCAUUGGCCGAUGGAAAUAAAAGUCAUAUUCCAUACAGAGAUUCCAAGCUCACGCGUAUUCUUCAGGAAUCACUCGGAGGAAAUGCCAGGACAACAAUUAUAAUUUGUUGCUCUCCUGCAUCUUUCAAUGAAUCUGAAACUAAGAGUACUCUAGACUUUGGCCGAAGAGCAAAGACCAUCAAGAAUGUUGUUACUGUCAAUGAAGAAUUGACAGCCGAGGAAUGGAAGCGUCGGUAUGAAAAGGAAAAAGAGAAGGUCGGUAGGCUGAAGGGCAAAUUAGAAAAACUAGAAACCGAACUUGCCAGGUGGAGACAAGGUGAGACUGUAAAUCCUGAAGAACAGGUCAACUUCCAGGAACCGCUUGAAGCAGUCACUCCUGUUGCCACCACAGAAAUAAUAAAACAAGUUCCUGCUUCUCCAAGUAUAAUGCUUGGAUCACUUAGUAAUGAAGAAAGGCAGAAACUCGAGGAAGAAAGGGAAAGGUUGUAUCUUCAACUGGACGACAAAGAUGAGGAAAUCAACCAGCAGUCUCAGUACAUUGAGAAACUUAAGGAACAAAUGAUGGAACAAGAAGAGUUGAUAACCUCGACAAGAAGGGACUAUGAACUUCUCCAGCAAGAAAUGAACAGGAUCACACAAGAGAAUGAGUGUGCUAAGGAAGAAGUCAAAGAGGUGCUUCAAGCUUUAGAAGAGCUGGCUGUGAAUUACGAUCAAAAGAGCCAAGAAGCAGACACAAAGAGCAAGGAGAAUGAAAGUUUGACAGAAGAAUUGCUUACAAAACAGUCUGCUCUUAACAACAAGGCAUCGGAACUGCAGCAGUUGAAGGACAUGUAUACUCACCAAAGAAAGAGAAUAACCGAAAUGCUGACAAAUCUUCUGAAAGAUCUUUCUGGAAUCGGUGUGGCAAUUGGUGGUGGUGAUAAUGAAAUUAAGAUUUCAUCUGAUUCGAAUGGCAAGAUUGAAGAAGAAUUUACAGUUGCUCGACUUUACAUCUCUAAAAUGAAGUCUGAAGUGAAGAACUUAGUGCAGCGGUGUCAAGGGCUUGAAACUUAUCAAGUUGAUUCAAACAAAAAGAUUUCUGAGUAUGAGAAAGACCUUGCUGAAUGCCGGCUUCUGAUUUCUCAACACGAAGCUAGAAUGAAAUCGUUGCAGGAGUCGAUGAAGGAGACUGAAAACAAGAAACGCACUCUUGAAGAACACUUGGACACUCUCAGAGAAGAGUGUGCUAAAAUGAAGGCUGCAGAACAAGUACAUGCAGCCUCCAGUAAGGAAAAGGCUGAAGAACAGAAGAACGAGGCAACCAUGCGACUUGCUUUUGAACAGCAAAUGGACCAACUUAGAGAGACAUACCAGAAGCAAAUCACUCAGCUCAGAGAUGAAAUUGCUGAAAAACAAGACAGUGUUAACAUAGUCAAAGAUGAGAACCAAAAAUACACAUUGGCUCAUCAACAGCUCCUUGCUGAUUAUGAAAAACUCAAGUUGGAGGAGCAAGAGAAGAGCAACAAGCUACAAGAAUUGAUGUUGGCUGUCGAAAGGAGAGAGCAAGCAAGAAAGGAUUUGAAAGGGCUCGAAGAGACUGUCGCCAAAGAGCUACAGACGCUUCACAACUUGCGCAAACUCUUUGUUCAAGAUCUUCAAGCCAGGAUCAAAAAGUCUAUGUCUGUUGAAGACGAGGACGACGGUGGCUCACUGGCCCAGAAGCAGAAAAUCUCCUUCUUAGAAAACAACCUUGACCAGCUAACCAAAGUUCAUAAACAACUCGUCCGUGAUAACGCCGAUCUACGGUGUGAACUUCCUAAACUAGAAAAGAGACUAAGAGCAACAAUGGAAAGGAUAAAGGCUCUGGAGUCAGCCUUGAAAGAGGCCAAGGAAGGAGCGAUGAGAGACAGGAAGAGAUAUCAGUACGAAGUAGAUAGAAUUAAAGAGGCUGUGAGGCAAAAGAAUCUUGCCAGGAGGGGACCGAGUGCAAUGAUCGCUAAACCUAUUAGAGCUGGUCAGCCUCACGUGACAGGCGGGAUGGGUCAGGGAAGGGCUGCAAUAAUCUCGCCCAUCAAAUCCAACGCAGAUGAAGAAAUGCGUAAACGCAAAGCCCUCAACAAUGAAAGCUGAACAAAGGACAACAUUGUCCUUUAAAAUAGAUUUUAGUCUAUAGCACCAGUCACACACUAUACAUAAGAUGAUGUAACCUUUAAAACAAAAACAAAAAAACCUUAUUUUGAAUAAUUUUCCUAACAUUUGUGUUAAAUAUUGAGAGAGAGGUGUAUUGUGUGUUCCCUUUUUUCCGGUGCUUACCUUCCUCGGUGCAGUUGCACAUGAAUGUGCUUUGUGCAAUCGUUUGUUUCUUUUUCUUUUAUUUUUUAACAUCUCGUUCCGACCAAAGAAUCUCUUCUUAUCUCAAACAAAAACUCCCCUUUAUGUGAAGAGAUAAAGGGAACCAUUUAUAAUGAACAACAAAUAAAAUAAUAAAAUUUAAAAAAAAAAUUGUUAUAUGUAUCAUUAAAUGUAUAAAAUAUAUUUAAAAGAAAGGAACUUUAUCUAAAGAUAUGCUGCUUUUUUUGUGGUAAAUUAAUUUGUGAUUUUACACUGAAGGGCACACAUUGUUAGAGACAAUAAUAUAGGCUCGAUUUAAUUUCAGUGCAUUCUAUAUGUCGGAAUUCACACAUUUGAAAUUAUUUAAGACAGGUUUUCUAAUUGUCUUGAACUAAAAAUCAGAUACAAUCAAAUAUUCAUCCUUUUUGAGUAUUUAUAGCUUGGAACUUUUUUUUAAGGAUAAACAAAUAUUUUUUAAAAAUUGCUUCUAAAAUAUGCAGCAUAACACCCAAUCAUAGGAAGUUUCAAAGUGUGUGCCCCCGAGUUCGAUACAGCGUCACUGUUAACACAUGAACACCAUUUAGUUACUGUUUUGAUUGUGUAGACUUACAGUAUGGGUUUUCUUUCCUGAAUUGAAAUUUUAUUUUCGAGAUAAAAUCUCGCCUAAUUUCGUUCAAAAAACCGUAUACCCAGUGUAAACAUAUACUUAGACAGUGAGGGCUAAGUUGUGAUUUUCCUGCGUACCGUUAAGUUCGAUAUAGUCGAAUUCAGCAUGUCUGAGUUUUUGUUAUUAAAUUUGUUUAAAUGUGUUACAAGUAUUUGUUCGAUUGGAUACUGUAUAAAAGUAUUUUAAUUUAUUUUAAAUUUUAAAAAACAGCUUUAGGGAGAAGAGAAAAAUUACAUUUCCGUCUAAUUUAUAUUGUAUAUUGUAAUUAUUAUUAAAAAUGAGAAUAAGCUUUUUAGUUAAUUUAUUAUGUCAAUAAUUUAUUUACUUUUGUGUGCUAAUGAACUGUGUUGAAAACAUUAUUAUUAAUCUCUGUAGAGUAUUUGUAUAUUCCACUGUCUGAAAGUGGUGCCGUUUCUCAAUGCUAUGUUUUAGAAUUUACAUAGAAAGAAAAUUAUUAAAAAGUUUAAUUACUAAAAUUUAAAUAUUAAAAAAAAAAGUCGAAUGCCUUUUUUCUAUUUUUGCAAAAUAUAUUAGAGCGUAUUAAUUUCUUCAGUCCUAAAUGAAAACAAGUACUAGCAUUAAAACUGUAUCAGUCACUGGGCAUUAGUGCAAACAAUUUGAGUGUGAUACUAGAAGAAAAAAAAAAGUAUGAUGAUUGUUCUUGCUCAUUGUUCUUUGUUUUUCAAUUGUAAUUCAUAAAGUGAAAAAUAACACGAUUAACUAAUAUAUUUUAAUUUUUAAUAUAUGUUACAUCAUUCCUCUGUAUUUUCAGUCUUACGCUUUGUACUUAUUAUUUAGUCUCGAAGCCAGACAUUAUAUAUAAUAAAUAUCUAUAUAUAUUGUUUAUAUCACAGCUCCACCAGCUUCUUAAUAAGUUUAGAUUUGUUUAUUGCCUUUUUAAGCCUUACCCCGAAUUAGUUUUUAAGAAUGAAAAUGAAAUAUUAUAAGAACAAGGAGUUAUUAAAAGAAGAAAGUAUAGACUUAUUUUUUGAGAAUAUAAAAGUGUGAAAGGGUGAGAUUGCAUUUGUAACAAAUGAAAGGUUUAAGAAAACACGUGUACACAAAUUUUAAUAAGCAAAGAAAACACAAUUGUAUGCUUGGCGCACUUUAUAUAAUGGUAAAUUUUUGGGGCCUGUGGAUCCAAUAUAAUCUCAACAUUUUCUGGAAGAUUGGUUUAAAUUAAAUUUAAUUAAUAAACGGCAAUGCUUACUUUUGGUAUUUUGUAUUUUUAUUACAAGCUUCCUAUUCAUCAUUAUUAUUCUCAUAUUAUUAUAUAAUUUAUUAUUCAUCAUUAUUAUUUUUUCAUCAACUUGGUAGACAAUUUUUUUAAAAUUUAUAGCUGGUUUUGUCAAAAUAAUGACAUGUAGCAAACCAUGACAAUUGUUGAACCUGCAUCGGGUCAAUCUACUCUCAUGAGCCAUCAUUGUGAUAUUUAUUUCUUGUUAAUUUAUUUUAUUUAUUUAUUUUUUAAAUAACCCUUUAUCCAAGAUCCAAUAUAUAAACAACUUAAUUUAUGCGUAUUUUAAAAUUUCAAUCCUCUUAUCAUAUAUUAUCUAUCAUUUUUUGUCAAUUAAUUCAUUGGCUUGUGAAUGGUGCUAUAGUGAAAUUCUAUUAGACACAAAC
Messenger RNA from Cimex lectularius (bed bug), 5292 nucleotides. It is a transcript of the gene Khc, whose product is annotated as kinesin heavy chain. The transcript is spliced from 18 exons. The annotation marks the transcript as partial. Lineage: Eukaryota; Metazoa; Arthropoda; Insecta; Hemiptera; Cimicidae. Gene Ontology annotation, biological process: microtubule-based movement. The record is from RefSeq and is a predicted model, not a curated record. Gene Ontology annotation, molecular function: ATP binding; microtubule motor activity; microtubule binding.